Anastrepha ludens (Mexican fruit fly) is the source of this 1534-nucleotide messenger RNA. Its product is annotated as zinc finger CCCH domain-containing protein 15 homolog. Lineage: Eukaryota; Metazoa; Arthropoda; Insecta; Diptera; Tephritidae. Gene Ontology annotation, molecular function: metal ion binding; mRNA binding. Gene Ontology annotation, cellular component: cytosol. The record is from RefSeq and is a predicted model, not a curated record. Gene Ontology annotation, biological process: cytoplasmic translation. The coding region runs from base 115 to 1332 and encodes 405 amino acids. The transcript is spliced from 4 exons.
CUUUUUGACAGCGAGCUGUCGAUUGUAAUUUGCAGGUUUCUUUUAUGAACUGUUUUUAUUAAGCCACACGGGCGAAACAAACUUGCAGCCGCGAAAUACUGUAUUGUUUUCAAAAUGCCACCGAAAAAAGCUCCUGCUGCAAGCAAAAAAACCGAGCAAAAGAAGAAGGAGAAGAUCAUUGAGGAUAAGACUUUUGGUUUAAAGAACAAGAAAGGCUCCAAACAGCAGAAAUUCAUACAGCAAGUACAAAAACAAGUGCAGUCCGGUGGUCAGCACCCACGUACCGAUGGCGAUAAACGAAAGGAUGAUAAGGAGAAGAAGCUGCAAGAGCAGCGUGAAUUGGCCAUGAUCUUCCGACCCGUGCAAAUGCAGAAAGUGGAAAAGGGCACAGAUCCAAAAUCGGUAGUGUGUGCGUUCUUCAAACAAGGUAGCUGUACUAAGGGGGAUAAGUGUAAGUUCUCGCACGACUUGACCAUUGAACAAAAGACCGAGAAGCGCUCAAUAUAUGUGGAUAUGCGCGAUGAUGAUCCUGAUGACAACAUGGCCAAUUGGGAUGAUGCCAAAUUGAAGGAAGUGGUAGAUAAAAAGCACUCUGACGAAAAGAAGAGACCAACAACUGAUAUCAUAUGUAAAUAUUUCCUUGAAGCUGUGGAAAAAUCCAAAUAUGGUUGGUUUUGGGAGUGUCCCAAUGGUGCAAAGUGCAUCUACCGCCACGCGCUACCACAAGGGUAUGUGCUCAAAAAAGAUAAAAAGAAGGACGACAAACCUAGUGAGAUUUCUUUAGUUGAUCUAAUUGAAAGAGAGCGCGCCGCACUCGGCUCAAAUCAAACACGCGUUACUCUGGAAACUUUUUUGGCUUGGAAGAAACGCAAAAUACAAGAAAAGAAAGAUAAAAUGGCUGCAGAGGAGGAGAAAAAGAAGAGUGACUUUAGCAAAGGCAAACAAUUUGGAAUUUCCGGAAGGGAAAUGUUCAGUUUCAAUCCUGACCUGGUCGAUGAUGGUCCAAUGGAAGAAGGUGAUGCAGCAUUUGAUAACUACGAGCGUUCAGACGACGAAGAUGUAAUGGAAUUCAAGGAAUUAGAUUUAGCUGCACUUUCACUGGCUGCUCAGGAAGCGGAUGGCACGGGAACCGUAGCCUCUGAAUCGCGCUUGCAGGAACAAUCUGACGCGGCGGCGAAGCAAGCGGCUGAAGAGGAAGCUGCAGCAACAACAAGCAAUGAAAAUAGCACACCUGCCAACGAUGCAGCACCCAUUAACAAAGAACUAUUUAUGGGUCUUGUAGAUGAGCUAGAUGACCUGGAUAUUGAAGAUGGAGACGAUGACGACGACUGAGCAAACAAAAACCAACUAUAAAGAAAAUCCAUGGCGCCUCACGUUAGUGGCAUAAAUAUCGGUUAAACUAGCAGUAGCUUGGAUUUUGCUACAAAUUUAGAAACAAUAAAAGAUAAUUUACUAGCUUCUCUGAUAUGAAAUGAUGUAACAUUACAAGAAUUUAUUAAAUAACAAAAUUCUCUCUAAAUUGGAGACAAAUAAA